Messenger RNA from Xylona heveae TC161, 1724 nucleotides. RefSeq lists its product as hypothetical. The transcript has 2 exons. The coding region runs from base 172 to 1656 and encodes 494 amino acids. NCBI's taxonomy places the organism in Eukaryota, Fungi, Ascomycota, Xylonomycetes, Xylonales, Xylonaceae. The record is from RefSeq and is a predicted model, not a curated record.
UCCUUGUUUCAGCCACACCCCGGACGGUCCCCAAUUACCGGGCCGACCAAUUAAGUACGGUAACCCGGUCGCCGUGUCAACAAACAACACAACACUGCUAUCGUCAUGAUUUGAGCUCAAGGCUUCAUGAACCCUCAAGCACAGAGAUUUCCGUUCUAAAAGUUGCCCAUAAUGGCGCUUCAGACGCCGUCUCCCAUGGUCUCAUCGCCAGACCCUUUGGGAAAUUCUCAAGAAUCUUCUUAUUUCACUCUUAGCAGCCCGAGAAAAGCUCCUAGAACGCCGCUCGCCGAUUCCUCGAAUAAUGCGAGAUCAUUACAAUUACAAAAUUUCGUUCUACAAACACCCCCGAUUAAUUCUGCGGGAAAGAUUAGAUCAUCGCCUGCACGCACAUCAGCACAAACCGAAAACAUAAUCAGCCCGUGGAGGAUACGGGUUACAGUGGAAGCCGAGCAUGAUGCAGGCCAAGAGAACGCUGAAAGUCUUUUGUUUGCAAACCAGAAGAUUUCGUCAACAAAAGGUCAAGCGGUCCGCACAACAACCACGAGCAUUCCGCUCAAAGAACCUGGCUCCAGUUCCCCGAGAAAACCUGGAAGACCAAGGAAAAAUGGUAAUGGUACGCCAGUGAGAAAAUCAAGCGGCACACCAAAGCCAAGAAGCGUGAAGGGCCGAAAGACGCUUGAGUCUGAAGUGGACGGAGACAAAUUUCCUACCCCCGUGGGCAGAAGAAGUGUUAGCCUCAAGCACUUUGCGACGACAACGAACGAAGGUAUUAGCAUCUCCUCAGACGAGUUGAGCCUUGCCUUUAGAGAUCAGCCAGACUUUGAACAGACUCCUAUAAUCGGGAUUCAGAAAAGACGCACUGAUCAAAGUCUGAGCAAGAGCGCAGUCAUAUCUAAUGCCAGUCGGAAAGCAAGUAGCCCGGCCAAACUGGUUGGAAAUACUCCUUCAAAUGGACGCAAUUCGGUUCACGCACCCACGAGGAACGCAAGCAAACUCAUUGAACGACCAAACGAUUCAAUUUCAGGAAACCUAAAUAGUUAUAGCGAGGAAAGAGACGAGGUGAGGGAUCUACCAGAGUUUGACUCCAUUCUCGAUAGUGAGGGCUUCAGCAUGGUAUCAAUAUCAUCCCUUCCGUCAGCCAAGGAGCACCUUAGCAGCCCCGCCUUGUUGGAGGAAGCAAACAGCAAUGUUCGUCAGGGAAGCUUACAUGAUGGUUUCUCGAGAAUAAGCAACCGGUCAACGAAUGCGAAAGUCAACAAUCAUACAGCCCCACAAAUUGGGAGCAGCUUUUUGGCCGCCAGGCCGAAAAGUAGAAUUUCCUAUGAAUCAUCUCUGAUGUCGCAGGAGCGAAAUAUCGAAAAGCUGGACUCCAGCACAAUAAUGAUGUCCUCCCCUCCACAGCUCCUUACUCGAAAUCCUGCAGAGGUAAAUCAGACGCCAUCAGUCGCGUUUUCUUCGCCUCAAUUGCCGCCUCCGCCCCCGCGACAAUCUCCAGCCAAGCACGAUCAUCAUUUUAAAAGCGGUGAAGACGGCAAGCUUUCCGGCGUUAUUCAAGCUGGAGUCUCCCUUCAGAGUGUGACGGACUCUAACGCUAGCGAAGGAAGUCCUCAAAACAGUCCAGCAAAGGGCAGCUUUGGACAAUCAACUCUAUCCUGAGCAGAGGCUACCCUCGGCUUCUUACCCCAGAUGACGGGCUUGGUUCGGCAUUGCAGCGACCUUUUUCA